CACCGCAACGUUCAUUUUCGGAUGCGACAACUAUGCUCUAACUGUCAUUUAAUACGUGCGAGCGAAAGUGGGGCCAAACGUCAACCAUCGACUUGCCGUUGCAAUCUGCAAUCCCGACGUCUUUUUAGUUGAUUCUCAAGAUAUUUGUUCGAAUUUGCUUAUUAUUAUUUAAUCAAUUCUCGAUGCGAAGAUUAAUGUAAUACAUUGUAAGGUUUCACAAUGAGCGUGAUAAUUCGUCUUCAAAAUUUACCUUGGUCCGCCACCGCUCACGACAUUCGACAAUAUUUUCAUGGACUGAGCAUCCCCGAGGGUGGUGUACAUAUCGUUGGCGGCGAAAAGGGCGACGCAUUCAUUGCGUUCAGCACCGACGAGGACGCACGUCAAGCUUUUAAUCGCAGCAAUGGCAAAAUUAAGGACGCACCCAUCACUUUGUUGCUCAGCUCGCGUAGCGAAAUGCAAAAGGUCAUCGAAGCCGCCCGCAAUCAAUCGAUGGCGGCGUUCUUGGGCGCAUCACAACAACAGUCGCAACCUUCCAUUGUUCCGAUAAUGCCGACCGCAGUACCUUCGACCGCCAGCUCUCUAACAGAUUUCAAAAGCAACAAGACAGACCAGCGUGACCACCGUCGUAGGUCGCGGUCCCGCUCACGCUCCAGGUCGAACGAGCGCUUUAAUCGAAGAGACAGGCAACGCGACCGCAGCCGAUCGGACAGCAGGGAUCGCACGAGAGACCGAAGACGCAGUCGAACUCGAAGUCGGAGUCGCGAAAGAUCUAAGUCUAUCGAGCGACGCAAUAGCGUGCAGGGUGGUCGAGGAAAUGCGACGCAACCACAUCGUGUUGGCGUUUGGGAAGCGCCACCACCGACCGUGUUUGCGAAUGCUGCUGAUUCCGCCAAUCUUUUAGCGACAUUUGUUGCCAAUAACAUAUUGCCUAAUAUACUCAAUGGAAAUGGCAAUGUUAAUCAAUUAGCAGCGCUCGCGGCAGCGGGUGUAAAUUUACAAGAACAGUUUCAGCUACAAGGUAAUAAUGCUCCGCUUCGUCCUUUGGUUCAACCAGGAUUACCGCAGCAGAAUGCGCCUAUUGUACCCACUUUGAAUCAAGGCAAUCGACAUGAAAUUAAUGCGAAUGGUAGGAAUAAGAACAACUUUGAGCAGCGAGAUAACGGCAACAAUAAUGCGAAUGUUCCAAAUCAUUGCAUUAAGUUGUUUCCUUUCUUUGGUGGGGUGGCUGAUAUCACACGCUUUUUCGGCCAUUUAGAAAUCGUCAAAGACGGUGUGCGGUUUUCUAAUGAUGUCUUUGGUAAUCGCAAUGGUCAAAUCUUUGUCAAUUUUGCGUAUGCUCGAGGUAAAGAUGAGGCUUUAGGUCGAUCCGGUGAUCGCAUACGUAAUCAGAUCGUUGCGAUUGAGCAUGUUGGUGAUGACGAGUUUGUCAAUAUGUAUCUUAAUCCUAAAAACGUACAAAUUCCUAAAGAACCUAACUGUGACGUCAAUAUGAGACUGAAUGAAAUAGUUUUUGCACAUUUGAAACUAGAUGCGCUUCCUAACUUUAUCAAGUCGCAAGAUAUCCGCAAAAUAUUUCACAAAUAUGCUCUGCUAGCGGUUGUUAUCGAGCCCAAAGGGCGUGUCAGCUCGGCCUAUAUCAAAUUUAACAAUCCGCAAGUCGCUCAGAGUGCGUUUACCGACAACAGCACUCAUCAAUUUGAAGGCAAACCGAUCAAUGUAUUUAUAUGCUCAGACGGCGAGUUCGAAGAUGCCGCCCGCAAGCACGGCACCGAUACGGUCCAAGUUCCUACAAACGUAUUCUCAAUGUCCGGUCUGCCGCCGAAAUGCUGUGACAGGGACAUCAUCGAUUUCUUUUCGGAUAUCGGUAUCAUGCCCGCGAAAAUAAAUAUGGUCCCAAACGAUUCGGGCUUUAUCGACGAGGCGAUCUGCGAAUUUUACAGCGUUGACGAUGCGAUUCUAGGUUUCCAGAAAAAUGGCACACUUUUCGGGAAUAACACCGUCUGUAUGAAAUAUGAGCCGGUUAAUGAAGCGCCAAAAAAGUCACACCCAAGUGGAGCGCCACCGCUUAUGGCGCAGCAGUUUUCACGGGCGAUGCCGUCACCCGGCAUGAACAUGAACCAUCCACAGGGAAACCAUUCCAAUCGUCCUUUCUUCCAGAAUCCCAAUCAAUUUAACGGCCCACCAAUGCGUGGCCCUCGACCUCCUCCUCACCAUAUGCCGAUGCAAAUGAAUGAAAUAGGACGCGGAAUGCCACUGAUGCGCAGAUUCCCGCAUCCGCACCACUACCAACAACAACAACAUCACCACCACCAGCAGCCGCAUCAUCCGCAACUGCAGCAGCUGGAUUAUGAUGACAAUAUUUGCGACGAUGACGAGGCGAUAGCGCCGCCCGGUUGUGUUCUCUUAAUGGAAAACGUACCGUACAAAGCGGGCGUUGAUGAGAUUCUUAAUUUCUUAGGUAGCUAUAACGUGUCAGGCGAGAAUGUACUCAGAAAAUAUAAUGCGAACGGCUUGCCUUCCGGCGAGGCCAAGAUUAUUUUUAACAGCCCUGAGGAAGUUUAUCACGUUAUUCAGCAGGCGCGAGGCAGGCGAAUUAGGGAGCGGUUAAUUCACAUGGCACAGAUUUAAAUCAGAUUUUUUUUUACCGCAUUUCAAACCAAAUUACAAACACGUUUAUAGUUGAUUAAGAAUUAAUGAUAAGUUACUUAAUUUAGAACUUAAUGACAAAUUAUGAUUUCGAUCGCUGAAUGUAUGACUUAGAUCUGCCUGUUGUAUAUAAUUGAAAAUAACAUUAUUAGAGGAAUUAGUUUUAUAUCUGAUUGAUGAUUGACAUCCGCGAGGUAGCAGAUCUUAUACACGAUGAAGUUAUUAAUAUUCCAAAGAUACUUCCGAUUUUGCGAAAUGAUAUUUAUAUUUAUUAGGGUGUCCGUUAUUUCCCAAAAUGGAUUUUAUUUUUCAGACGCCCCCCAAACUUUUAGAUUUUGACCUAAAAAAAAAUAUGAGACCCAUUUCAGCCCUUAAAAUUGAUAUUAAACCGUGCCUAAAUCAUAA
Molecule: messenger RNA, 3051 nt
Organism: Dalotia coriaria
Lineage: Eukaryota; Metazoa; Arthropoda; Insecta; Coleoptera; Staphylinidae
Exons: 3
Coding region: 220-2628 (802 amino acids)
Molecular function (GO): RNA binding
Source: RefSeq, a predicted model, not a curated record